This is a messenger RNA of Brassica napus (rape), 5712 nucleotides long. RefSeq names its product extensin-like. The record is from RefSeq and is a predicted model, not a curated record. NCBI's taxonomy places the organism in Eukaryota, Viridiplantae, Streptophyta, Magnoliopsida, Brassicales, Brassicaceae. Bases 4507 to 5556 code for a protein of 349 amino acids. The transcript has 2 exons.
UGUUGUACCAAGAGUUAAAAAAAAUAACAUCGCCACAUUUCUAUAAAAAUAAAAGUAAGAAUAGAAGAAGAAAAAACAAAAUCAGAGAGAGGAGAGAAAAGCAAUUCUCCCUCUGGUUUCUCCCCCACAACCGCCUUAACCCUAGAUCCGCAAAGCCUCUUCUCCUCCGGUGACUGGGGGUUCCUCUACCUCCGGUCACCCCACCGUUCGUCUGCUGUCCCACCGGCCUUCCCCCUUAGUUUCUCCUUCUCUACCCUCUCCUUCUUGCUCAGUUCUCUGGAUUUUCGAGUUUCAUCGGAUCUAAUCAAAGACACAUGUGUGUGUUGUCUCUCUGGAGAACCGACAAGGUGAGGGUUCGCUGGUGAGCCUAAGGAGCCUUCGAUUCAGCUUCUCCCUGUCAUACGGACAGAUCUGGGUCAGAUCUGAUCUUGCCUCUGCCGGUGAGGAUGGUGGUGCGUCGCUGCCUCUUCCUACCUCUCUCGUCUAUGGCUUGUACCUGUGUAUCUCUGGGUUUCAGCUUGUAUCAAGGUCCCAGUGAAUUUCUCCUCUCCGUCUAGGAGAAACGGUGGUGUCUAGGCCCAUCGCUCAAGGGACCUCUGUUCUAGUUCAAUCGAUAACUGCCAUGGUGUUCAGCAGCAGCGAUUUGGUGGCUCGUCUCCUCACUUUCGGACAUUGGUGAUUAGGGUUUUGAGGACGACCCAACGUGCCACGUCUACCGCUGAGAAACAGAGCCGUCGAGUCCUGUAGUUGUGCCUGCUUAUUGAGGUGACUCAUGUCUCCUCUUGUGCUUCAAUCCUUUCUCUAAACUCAGACGAAACUUCUUUGAAUCCCCUUGAUGUCGCCAUCGUCUGUUUGUGUCGCGUGGCCGGAUGAGGAGCCAAAAACCGCAUGCGCUUGACAUGAUUAUGUUCUUCAUUUCAUCGGGUCUUUGUCAGGGAUUCUCUGUUUGCCUUCUGUUGAGAUAGUUUGUGUAUGGUUACUUGACGUCCUCCUACUUUGGUGUACCGGAACCGUUGCUUGCCGCCUCCGUCGAAGCCGUUGGGAGCCACUUUCGGGUGAGGGUUCGAGCUACUGGUAUGAACUAUACUCUUGAUUUGCUAGUUACACUACGGAUCGAGAAGUGUUUAGUGUGGGAAGUAAGUAUGUAGUUUUGUCAAUAUCUAAAAGAACAAAAGAAAAGAAAAGAUUAUAAGAAGAUUAUAAGGGUUACUUUGGUGAAGAAGCACGAGGCGGUGGCCGCCGAAAAAGAAGCAGAGAUUGGGGUCACUUUGAAUCUAGCCUUGAUUUUGUUAUUUAAUGAGUUAAGUAUUCUCUUGAGAAAGAUUAAAGGUUACAAAUACAGUGAGAUGAUGGGUGUAGUGGGAAAAUAAUAGGAGUUUUAUAUUAAAAAAUAAUAUAUAGAAAUUAGUUAAUACACGAGACUGUUUUUCUUUUUAAUUUUUCUUUUGCAUUUUGGAAAUUUUUUAAAUUGUAAAUAAAGUGUCAUGUGUCAGAAAUUUGUUGGUGAUGUAACAUGUGUUCUAGUAUAUAAAAGAUUUAUAACCUCAUUUACAUAUAUUAUUUCUCCUCCAUACUAUAAUCUUCAUUAAGAAUAUGAAAUAGUUUAUAUAUUGAAAAUGUGGAUAAACAUUGUAGUAUUCUAUAGACCAUUUUUACUACACACAUUAACAUUCAUUAGUAUACAACUAUUGUAUUACAUAAAUGUAGUUUUGUAACUUGCUUAAAUAUUCAAGAAAGGUUUACUGUUUCAUUUAUGUUUAUCAAAAUUUAUAAAUUUAUAUCUUUAAAGCAUAAAAUCAUAACUAUAAACCCUAAAACAUAACCCUAAACGCUAUAUUUAAUUUACAAAAUUCACAUUCACCUUCAGUAAGCGUAUUUUUUUCACCUAUCCAAAACGAUAUGAACUAUAUUUAUUAUAUUAUUUUUUGACUAACGAUUUUAGAACUUAUCACCCUAACUAACUAAAUUUUAUUUUAUUUAGUAUUUCCCCAUUUCAGUUAUUCUUUUAGAUAUAUAUAUAUAUAUAUAUAUAUAUGUUUCAUUUAUAAACGAUUUGCAUAAUUUAUGAGGAUAUCCCUAAGAAGAAAAUCUUUAAUGGAUUAAUUUUAUUGAGUCAAGGAUUUGAUGUUUUAAUUUUGAAAAGUAUAAAAAAGAAUCACUAAAAUAUCUACUUACAAAAAGUUAUAUUUUUACCAUUACAUUUAUUUAACUUCCUACUAAUUUUUCUACAACUAACUUAGUCAUUAUUAAAUAAAUAAAUAUAUAUAUAUAUAUAUAUAUAUAUACACUAGCCUAACACAUUAUUUAAAUAUUUUCAAAACUAAAAUCUAAAAAGAUAUUCUUAAGUAUCUUUUUCUAAGAUCACAUUUUAAUAAUAUAUUUUUAAUAAUAAAAUUUGUAAUUAAUAUUAACUAUUAUUAUAAAUGAAUAUUAGUUCAUUUUUUAUUUAUAGAAUAAGAAAUAACAUUUCUAUAAAAUUUAUAUAUACAUAACUCAUAUUCAUAAUUAAAUUACUACACGAAUUAAUAAAUAUAUAAUAAAUUAAUCCAUUUAUUAAUUGGUUUAUAAAGUAUAAAAUUAAAUAAUUACAUGUACAGAAUAUAUGUUCAUAAAUUUUAGAACAUACUUUAAUAUUAAAAUAAACGAUUUAAAAUAGUAAAUAAUUAUCAAUUUGCUUAGAUAUUAUGGUAUAUUUGGAAAUGUGGAAAUAAUAAAGUGUUCAGUAACCUGGAUAUCGACCCAAGGGAAACCCUCAGAUUAGCAGAAUUGGAAUCUACACUUUGGGCUGAGGCACAGGUGAACAACGACCAAAAGCGAGAAUUACAGGUACAGACCAGACCCACAUUGGUAACUUCAGGACACUGGUGUUUUAUAGAUGGUUCAUAGAAAGAUAAUGAUCUAUUUUCAGGACAGAGCUGGUAUAGUACCCUACCGGGUUUCGAUGGCUUAUUAGGGGCACGGAAUGUAAGGGCAUGUCUUUCACCACUCCAUUCGGAGGUGGAGGCGCUGAUCUGGGCAAUAGAAUGUUUGAGGAAUUUAAGACAGUUUCAGGUGAUGUUUGCAACAGAUUGUUCUCAACUGGUGAAGAUGGUUUCGGAACCAGAAGAAUGGCCAGCAUUUGAAAGUUAUCUGAAAGAUAUCAAGGUCCUACAAAGAAGUUUCUACAACUCAUCGUUCAUGUACCUCGGACGGAGAAUAUAAGGGCGGAUAGUUUAGCAUGCAGUGCUAGGAAACAAUCGUCUUCCGUCGUUCGCAUGGAUGCGCAGUUACCGGUUUGGUUUACAGAGUCAAGUUGAGUCUGUGAAUGUCUUGUUGUUAAAAAAAAAAUAGUAAAUAAUUAUUUAAUAUAAAUAUGUGAGUUCUAAUAUUAAAAUAUACUUUACUAUAAGGAUUUGAUAAAAAUAAAAUACUGAAUUUAGUUGAUACUAAUAUUAUUUAGUUGUAUGGUACAUAGUUGUAUUAGACCUUGAGGUUGAGGUGUUGGUGUUCUUGUUUUUCCACUGACUUAUUUUGGAGGGAGAGUUUUAUGAGUUUUACGUGAAACAAACAGUUUUCGUUUUUUUUUUGUCACGGUGGAGAUCAGGUGGAAAAGAAAAGAAGUGGAGAUCAUGGCAGAGUAGAGACAGUGGAAGAACGGUUUGGCUAAAAAAAACUUUUCAAUAAUUAUUUUUUUGUUUUUGAAAUGACAGACACGAAUCAACAUUUUUUGAAAAGAACACAAAAAAUAAAUCUUUUAUAUGACACGUGUCGCUCAAAAGAUUGUCAAUUGACUUCUGAUUUAUAAUAUAAAAUAAAAGAUGAUAAUUAUAAAAAUAGGGUUUAGUUAUAGGCUAACACUAAAUUUGUUGUUGUAUUAUUCUUUAGUUUGUUACGUUAAUCCACUUUUUGGAAAAUAAGUUAGUAACGUAUAAAAAAUUAAAUAAUAACACACAACAAAAACUUACCUAGAAAGUUCGUUUCAAAUUUGUUUAUUUCAGUUUAGUACUAUCAUAUCGUAACGGCAUUAAUGGACUUGUUUUUGUGAACUUAAAUAAAAUGUUAAAUAUUUUUUUCUCUUUAUCGAAUUUUCUGUUAAACAUUAUCGUAAUAGCUUUACCAUUAAAAGAGGGUUUAGAGUUCGUGUUCUGGGGUUUAGAACUUUAGAUUCAUCCUUUAGGGAAUAGAAGAACAUUUCGUGUGAGUCGAAUGUAAUGUCCUUUCUGAUUUAAGCUUAGCAACUUUUGACAACUAAAAGCGUUAGUUCUUUUUUGAAACACUUUUUUUUUUUUUGAAACACUGCUAAAAGCGUUAGUUCAUAUCGUGCUUUACUUAGAACAAUGCAGCAACUGUAUAUAAAAAGAGAGAGAAUAAAGGGAUAUCAGCGUGAGAUAACAAAAUAUUUCAUACAUAGGAUCAUCUUUAACAGAAUAGAUAUAUCUAACCUAAAAAUAUUAAAAUAAUAUAUUAAAAUCCUUUUCUCUAUAUAAACCCAUAUAGUCGGGCAUCCAUUUCUCACAAAAAAAAACCAUGAAAUGCUCCAUCGUCCUAGUGGAAGCAGCUAUCCUCUGCCUCGUCGCUUUUCCGACCACAACCGUCGGCAAGAACCUGAGAUUCGGGCUAAAGCCUACCCAAGGAUGGCCACAUCCGUCGGAAGCCUCAACAAACCAGAUGUUUAUGAGCACUUCCCAUAAGUUUAACUAUGGGGACUCUAAAGUUUGGAGAUGUACUCAUAGCAACGGAUCUGCUCCUGCCAUUUCCAUUUCCAUUUCUCCGUCAACUCCAACAACGCCGUCACCGUCAACACCAACUACUCCGUCUCCUUCGCCACCCACUCCCAAAACGUCUCCGCCGCCACCUACACCAUCUCCUCCACCUCCAACUCCCAAUAAAGCUCCAUCCCCACCGCCACCUACACCAUCUCCUCCUCCUUCGACUCCAACGAAAGUUCCAUCUCCGCUGCCACCUACACCGUCUCCUACACCUCCAACUCCAACGAAAGCUCCAUCUCCACCGUUACCUAAACCAUCUCCUCAUCCUCCUCCGACUCCAACGAAAGCUCCAUCUCCGCCGCCACCUACACCAUCUCUUCCUCCUCCGACUCCAACCAAAGUUCCAUCUCCACCGCCACCUACACUAUCUCCUCCUCCGACUCCAACGAAAGCUUCAUCUCCACCACUGCCAAAACCAUCUCUUCCUCCUCCAACUCCCAAGAAAACUCCAUUUCCACCGCCGCCAACACCAUCUCUUCCACCUCCAACUCCCAAGAAGUCUCCGUCUCCUUCGCCUCCAAGUGAUGAUGAGUCAUCAUCUCCUAGCCAGCCAUCAAACCCACCUCAUCAUCAUCAUCAUGAGUAUCCAUUGGAACACAUUGGAAGAUGUUAUAGAAACAUGGGACAAGUUGGGUUUUGUCGGGGGCAGAUGGCGAUCAGUUUCUACACGAGGUUGUUUAAAGUCAGUAAGUAUUGUUGCAACCUUAUCGUCAACAUGAAAAAUGAAUGCGACGACGUCAUUUGGGGAUACUUCUACGAUCCUCACUUUGUUCCUCUUGUUCGUUGCACUUGUCACGUCUCCUUCUAGCUAGUUCUUCGCUUCUUUUCUUAGUUAGGGAUUUUUAUUUAAUGGUUCUUUACUUCUUUGAUUCCGUUUAAUCAUUCAAUAUUGUUGUCGUCUAUAUCUUAUGGACGCCUCUUUUGUUACAACGUUUUAAUUAAUGAAUUACAUGGCUUUCUUUUA